Molecule: messenger RNA, 1527 nt
Organism: Colletotrichum phormii
Lineage: Eukaryota; Fungi; Ascomycota; Sordariomycetes; Glomerellales; Glomerellaceae
Product: protoheme IX farnesyltransferase
Exons: 1
Biological process (GO): heme A biosynthetic process
Cellular component (GO): mitochondrial membrane; mitochondrion
Molecular function (GO): protoheme IX farnesyltransferase activity
Source: RefSeq, a predicted model, not a curated record
UUGCGCCCUCGCCGACUCGAUAAUGUCUGUCGCCAAUGCGUCCGGAAGACCUUUGGCGCGGGGGCCGGCAGUAGCAGCCGCAACACCAUCAGCUCUCUGCCAUUGAUCACGAGUCGGGCCGCCUCGACGACGGCCGCAAAGGCAGCACCCGCAGUGCGUCUCAGCGCGAGCUACUUCCUCUCCAACAGCGUCCUCGACCGCACGAAUGCCCGGCCCCGACCCCUCGGCAGCAGGAGCUCCUCCGCCUCCGUGGCGCCCUCGUCUUCGUCUUCCUCCUCCUCCUCGCCCUCCUCCUCCACCGCGCGCUCCGAGUCGACGACACCAAUUGACGUAAACCAAGACCUGCCGCACCGUCGCCGCCAAGCCGCAAGACGCAAAGCCGCCGCCGAAGCAGCCGCCGCCGCCGCCGCCGCAUCCUCCUCCUCCUCCUCCUCCCCCGACGUCCUCCCUUCUCAGGAUGCCUCCUCCGCCCUCACCAGCGUCGCCGCCCAACAACCCGCCCACUCGGCCCGCCGCAUCUUCUCCACCCUCCUCUCCCUCUCGAAACCCCGGCUGUCCGCCCUCGUCGUCCUCACCGCGAUGGCCCCUUACGCCCUAUACCCCGUCACCGACUUCCUCUCCCCCGCCAUCACCGAGUCCCCCUCCCUGAGCCCGCUGACGCUCCUCUUCCUCACCACCGGCACGGCCCUCUGCUCCGCCUCGGCAAACUCUCUGAAUAUGCUCUACGAGCCCAAGACCGACGCAAAGAUGUCGCGCACGCGGAACCGGCCCCUCGUCAGGAACCUGCUCUCCACGCGCGCCGCCGUCCUCUUCGCCGUCACCACCGCCGUCACGGGCGUAGGCGCCUUGUACUUCGGCGUCAACCCGACCGUCGCCUUCCUCGGCGGCGCAAACAUCUUCAUCUACGCGGGCAUGUACACCCCCAUGAAGGCAUUCAGCGCCGCAAACACCUGGCUAGGCGCCGUCGUAGGCGGCAUCCCCCCGCUCAUGGGCUGGGCCGCCGCCGCGGGCGAGACGGCCUCGGGCGACGGGUCCUGGCGGGAACUGCUCUUCGCCAGCGACGGCAGCUCCAUCGGCGGCUGGCUCAUGGCGAGCUUGCUGUUCGCGUGGCAGUUCCCCCACUUUAUGGCGCUCUCGUGGUCCAUCCGGGAAGAGUAUAAAGCCGCCGGCCUGCGGAUGCUGGCGUGGACGAACCCUGCGCGCAACGCGCGCGUCGCGCUGCGGUAUAGCAUCGCCUUCAUCCCCAUCUGCGUCGGGCUCUGCGCCGCGGGCGUGACGGAGUGGAGUUUUGCCGUGACGAGUUUGCCCGUCAACGCGUGGCUUACGCGCGAGGCGGUGCGGUUUUGGAAGUACGAGGGACACAAGGGGUCGGCGCGGGGUUUGUUCUGGGCGAGCGUGUGGCAUUUGCCUGUUGUCAUGGUGCUUGCGCUGCUGCAGAAGAAGGGCAUGUGGAGCCGGGUGUGGAAUAGCGUUGUUGGCGUGGACGAUGAUGAUGAGUGGGAGGAUGACGAUGAGCUGGAUGAGAUG